UCGAAUGGCUAACGAACAACAUCUUGUUUACGUUAAAAACGGAGGCAGUCCAUUCAAAAAAACAAUAGUGCUAAAUGAUCCAAAAGAUAUGGUUCCCGGUACAAAGAACAUGUUGUUACGAAUUACCGGUAACUUCAUGGUGCAGAGCAUUGAUGGACUUCAUAAUCUAAUCAGAAUGCCAUAUGGAUGCGGAGAACAAACUAUGCUCAAUUUUGCUCCUGCAAUAUAUAUAACAAAAUAUCUGAAGACGGUUGGUAAAUUGACAAGUACUAUCCAAACAAAUACUGAAAGGAGCCUUAAAUCAGGUCUUCAAAGAGAAUUAACUUAUCAACAUAUUGAUGGGUCAUUCAGUGCUUUCGGGGACAGAGAUCCCUCAGGGAGUUCCUGGCUAACGGCUUUUGUCGUCAAGUGUUUCCAUCAAGCAGAUGGACUAAUCAAAAUAGACGAUGCAGUGAUGUCAAAUGCUAUGAACUGGCUCCUGACAUACCAAAACUCUGACGGGUCAUUCUAUGAACCAGGGAGGAUAAUUCAUACACAGAUGCAAGCUGGAACAGCUUCUGGAAUAAAACUGACGGCUUUUAUUCUUAUUUCUGUCUUGGAGAACAGACAUAUUAAAGGUGUAGAGGUUGCAAAAAUAAACAAUGCUAUUUCAAACGGGAAGACAUUCUUAGAAAGACAUCUUCAUUCGGCACAUGACAUAUAUGCUCUGGCGAUCGUAUGUUAUGCACUCGCUAACGCUGGUAGCUCGUCUGGGUCGACAUGUUUCACGAAACUGAAAAACGCUGCUCUUCUAGAUGGUGAUAAAAUGUUCUGGACAGCAAACACAGGUGUUUCGAAACGUGAAUUAACAACAAGGGCACCGGCAGCAGAUAUAGAAGCUUCAUCGUAUGCUCUUUUGGCAUAUUUGAAACUGGGAAAAGGUUCGGAAGCUUUUCCGAUCGUCAAAUGGCUUGUUUCUCAACGUAAUCCAACAGGAGGAUUUCAGUCGACACAGGACACUGUCGUAUCUUUACAAGCAUUGUCUGAAUUUUCGGCACGUUAUGCAAGCGGACCAUCUCAGAACUAUGGUGUACAAAUCGAUGCAUUUGGUAGCAAUUUUGCUCAUUCAUACUCGACAACGACAAGUACCUACGAUGUUGUUCAUUCUAAAGAGAUGCCGUCUACUUUAACAAAUGUUAUAUUGCAAGCAAUUGGAGAGGGAAAUGCAGUGCUAGAUAUUUCAAUGUCUUACUACAUAUCUGGAAAUAGACCUGACAACUACAUUGCAGUGUCAGUCGCAAUAGUAAAGGAAACACUUAAUUCUGUUACAGUUAAACCAUGUAUAAGCUGGACGGGACCUGCAACAAGCGGUAUGCUGGUCGCAGAAGUUGAAAUGCCUACUGGAUUCCGACCAGAUAAUGAUGUACUCAAAGCACAAAAACUUAUUAAAAAGCACGAGACAAACGGGCGAAAUAUCGCACUCUACUUUGACGGCAUCAACCGCAAUGGGCGUACCUGUGUGGAGGUAAAAAUGGAUAGAGCUGACCCAGUUGUAAAGAGUCAAGCCUGCCACGUGACAGCUUAUGACUACUACGAACCGACACACCAAGCCAUGGAAAGAUACGAAUUUGGUCUUCUGAAAAACGCAACUAUCUGCCUCGUGUGUCCACUCUGCCAGUUUUGCAACGGGGCAACAGGAGUUGGACUGAUUGGUGUUGGAAAGUAA
This is a messenger RNA of Mercenaria mercenaria, 1705 nucleotides long. Its product is annotated as CD109 antigen-like. The transcript is spliced from 14 exons. Gene Ontology annotation, cellular component: extracellular region. The coding region runs from base 5 to 1705 and encodes 566 amino acids. The record is from RefSeq and is a predicted model, not a curated record. NCBI's taxonomy places the organism in Eukaryota, Metazoa, Mollusca, Bivalvia, Venerida, Veneridae.